Ailuropoda melanoleuca (giant panda) is the source of this 598-nucleotide messenger RNA. Its product is annotated as cytochrome P450 4A6-like. The record is from RefSeq and is a predicted model, not a curated record. The coding region runs from base 7 to 483 and encodes 158 amino acids. Gene Ontology annotation, molecular function: monooxygenase activity; oxidoreductase activity, acting on paired donors, with incorporation or reduction of molecular oxygen; iron ion binding. Lineage: Eukaryota; Metazoa; Chordata; Mammalia; Carnivora; Ursidae. The transcript has 3 exons.
CUGGGAAUGCUGUGUUGGACAGACCGAGUGAUCAAGAUGAGGAAGGCUCAGCUGCAGGAGGAGGGAGAGCUGGAGAAGGUCAGGAGCAAGAGGCACCUGGACUUCCUGGACAUCCUCCUCUUUGCCCAAAGGGAGAACGGGAACAGCUUCUCUGACAAGGACCUCCGUGCGGAAGUGGACACCUUCAUGUUUGAGGGCCAUGACACCACAGCCAGCGGCAUCUCCUGGAUCCUCUAUGCUCUGGCCACACACCCCGAGCAUCAGCAAAGGUGCCGGGAGGAGGUCCAGAGCCUCCUGGGGGAUGGCGCCUCCAUCACCUGGGACCACCUGGACCAGAUGCCCUACACCACCAUGUGCAUCAAGGAGGCACUGCGACUCUAUCCACCAGUUCCAGGUGUUGGCAGAGAGCUCAGCAAGCCCAUCACCUUCCCUGAUGGACGCUCCUUACCCAAAGGUGUCAACUUUGCCACUCUCACUCCAUAGGCACUCUGCAGGAAUGCGUGGGAGGCCAGAAAUCCUCAUGUUCUGGGGCAGUUUGUGUAUGUCUCUGAGACUCAUUUCCCCCCUCAAGAAAAUCAGUAUUUCUUUUGUGGUUCAG